UUAUCGACUAGGUCUGUGCAGCUUAAAGGAGUAAAAUGUAAAUACUAAAAAUAAACUUCGGUAUUAUAAAUUAGGGACUGCAUCGUGGGUAUUGAACAACUUCAAUAUUUAUCAAUUAUCACUCAUCUAAAAACUAAUCCAUAUUAAUGAAAGUUAUAUAAUUAUCGUAAUGGCUGAUAAUAUAGGCAGUAACGACUCCGUUACCGAAGCAGAAAGGCUACGGGAAGAGGAGCUAGCCAGGGAGUUGGAACAUAGUGAUUCAAAUGAAGGAGACACUCAGGACAUAUCUUUAGAAAUAGAGGAAAACUUACUAAGAGAUGAACCGGAAUAUGCCACACUUACUAAUUAUGGAGAAAGCACGCAAAGUCUUCAAAGUCAACACAUUGAAACUUAUUCUGAUGACCUCUUUAAAGAUAAAGAUGUUGAUUUGCCUAUCUACAGAGAACAAUCUACUGAUUUACUUACAUCGCAAACAGACACAUUUGUGGAUGAUAAUGAGAAAUAUGAAUCAUAUAUUAAUGAUUAUAGUUUUAGUAAUAAUCAAUCAAUGGAAGAGUGUAACAUUGAAAGUAUAAUUGACCAAACUACUUCAGAAACGAAAGAAAAUAUAGAGCAAUUAAACACAAAUGAUAUUCAAUUAAAUAAUGAGAAUGAAUAUCAAACAGAUGAAAUGCUAAGCGAAAGGGAAAGGGAGAAAAAGAGUAAAAAAGAACUAGAGGAAGAAGAAAGAGAAAAAAUGCAGGUGCUGGUGUCUAACUUUACUGAAGAGCAGUUAAAUAGAUAUGAGAUGUACAGACGAGCAGCCUUUCCCAAAGCAGCUGUAAAAAGGUUGAUGCAGACAAUAACUGGUACAUCUGUGGGUCAGAAUGUGGUGAUAGCUAUGUCCGGUAUUGCUAAAGUAUUUGUUGGGGAAGUUGUAGAAGAAGCUUUGGAUGUAUUAGAAAACUCUGGAGAAUCAGGGCCCUUGCAACCAAAACAUCUUCGGGAGGCUCUAAGAAGGUUGCGAGUGAGAGGUGCAAUACCUCCAAGAAAGGCAUACAAACAUAUGUUAAGACUCUAACAUGACAUAGUUUUAAUACUAGGUUUAAAUAUUUAGUCAAAAAUGCACUUGUAUAAAGAUUACUAAUUAGAAAAUGUUAUGAAAAGGGGCACCAUUUAUACUCUACAUGUGUAAAAUAAACAUACCUAAACAGUUUAUUAUUUAGUACUUGAAAUAUUAUAUCUUAACUGUCAGCUAUUAUGUUUUUAAAAAUGUCUAUGGUCUUUAUUAUAUUGGUAUGUAAACAAUUUUAAUUUGGUAUUAUCUUAAUAGUCUGUAGAACUUUCAAAUAGCAAAUCCCAUGAUAUAUACAAUACUGAAAUAUUCCCCCCCUUUUUAUAAAAAUUGUAUCAGUUUACUUUUAUAACAAAAGCAUUACUUUAAAAUGGUUUUUGAAUUGUUUAUAACAAAUAU
Molecule: messenger RNA, 1453 nt
Organism: Pieris rapae (cabbage white)
Lineage: Eukaryota; Metazoa; Arthropoda; Insecta; Lepidoptera; Pieridae
Gene: Taf11
Product: transcription initiation factor TFIID subunit 11
Exons: 5
Coding region: 170-1060 (296 amino acids)
Biological process (GO): RNA polymerase II preinitiation complex assembly; transcription initiation at RNA polymerase II promoter
Cellular component (GO): transcription factor TFIID complex; nucleus
Molecular function (GO): protein heterodimerization activity; transcription coactivator activity
Source: RefSeq, a predicted model, not a curated record